AUGUCUGAGUCGAGACAAGAAGUAUACAGAAAGCUUGAGACAUUGCGCGAGAAAUCGCUACGACCUAUUUUGACACUUCUCAAUGGAGACGCAAGCUGGUUAAUGUCGUUUCCUCGUCCCACAGCCGAGCAGGUUUCAACAGGGAAAGCAUAUUUUCACAUCGUGUAUGAACCAUGGCUACAAGGCGACGCAUCCUUAUUCUACAGCUGGUUCUUUAAUAUUGCGCUCAGUGACAAGGCAGCGGUGACUGACGUUCAAGGUAUCGAGGAUGUCAUUCUGGGUAUUGAACGAGCUGCUUCAUGUCAUCUGCCGACAAACCACGCGCAAUCUACCACGAAAGACGGAGGCUACAAGGGAAAUAUCGACGUGAUCAUUCUUGCUUUCCAUUAUUUGGAUCAUGUUCAUGAACCAACCCUCCGAACCUUCGACUCUAAUAUUCCUAUCAUUGCGACACCUGAAGCAGCCGCCAUCGUCAGACCGUGGAAUCAUUUUAAGACUAUAUCUUUGAGUCACGAUUUGGACAGUUCGGCCAAGACAUGGCGCUCGCCGGAACUUCAUCCAGAACAUCUACCUGACUGGUUGACCAUUAUGCGUCUACCGGGUCACGCCAUUCUGAACUUCUGUACCGCCCUGGUCUGGACUCAUGAAGGGGUACACGAAACCGUCCUCAUCUCACCACACGGUACACACAUCGACCAGGGCCCUCUAGAUGCUUUUUUACAAGCGGAGCCAAAGACAGAAAUCCUGACCCUGCUGCAUGGUCUGAAAGAAAGUCAUGGAAUAAAUGGUGUGAGUAAACUGGGAGUAAAGGGAGGUCUUGCUCUAUACAGAAAGAUUGGAGGCAGCAAGAGCUGGAUUCUGAAUCACGAUAAUGAUUUUACCUACUCAGGCUUCUUCUUAUGGGUAACGAGGACGGUUGACCUUCCACGGUCCAUGGAAUGGGCUCUUGAGGAAGAGAAAAAGCAGAAUGGCGCAAAAAACUUGGAAGUUCCAAACUUUAUUCAAAUUGCUAAUGGGGGAAUGGUUAUGCUUGAGGGAUAA
Molecule: messenger RNA, 1041 nt
Organism: Fusarium poae
Lineage: Eukaryota; Fungi; Ascomycota; Sordariomycetes; Hypocreales; Nectriaceae
Exons: 1
Coding region: 1-1041 (346 amino acids)
Source: RefSeq, a predicted model, not a curated record